Cannabis sativa is the source of this 1231-nucleotide messenger RNA. RefSeq names its product 1-aminocyclopropane-1-carboxylate oxidase 5. The transcript is spliced from 3 exons. Lineage: Eukaryota; Viridiplantae; Streptophyta; Magnoliopsida; Rosales; Cannabaceae. Bases 185 to 1162 code for a protein of 325 amino acids. The record is from RefSeq and is a predicted model, not a curated record.
CAAAUUAAAGGGUUGACAUCCCAAUUUGGUGGGAAAAUUUUACUAUAAAUAGAUUCAUAUCUUUCUUUCCAUAAUCACACUCUCCAUCUAAUCUUUUCUAUUCUCUACUACUAUUACUACUACUCUCUCUCUCUCUCUCUUAAACAAAUUAAUUAGCUCAAUACAUAUAUAUAUAUAUCUAUAAAUGGCAAUUCCAGUGAUUGAUUUCUCAAAGCUCAAUAGUGGAGAGAGCAGAGCUGAAACUUUGGCUCAAAUUGCCAAUGGGUGUGAGGAAUGGGGUUUCUUUCAGCUGGUGAAUCAUGGAAUUUCAGAUGUGCUGCUGGAAAGGGUGAAGAGGGUGUGUGAAGAGUGUUUUAAGAUGGAAAGAGAAGAAAAGUUCUACAAGUCAACAGCUAUGAAUUUGUUGAAUGAGUUGGGUCAAAAGAACAAUGGGGACAAAUUAGAGGAUGCUGAUUGGGAAGAUGUUUUUACUCUCAUGGAUGGUGCUGAAUGGCCUUCCAACACCCCUGGAUUCAAGGAAACAAUGGGUGAAUACAGGACAGAGCUAAAGAAGUUAGCAGAGAAGAUCAUGGAAGUGAUGGAUGAGAACUUGGGUUUACCAAAGGGAAACAUCAAGACAGCCUUCAACUGUGGAGUUGAAGAUAACGGUAAUGGUAAUAGUAAUGGUAAUGAAGCGUUUUUCGGGACAAAGGUGAGUCACUACCCUCCAUGUCCUCAUCCAGAGCUAGUGAAUGGGCUCCGAGCUCACACCGAUGCAGGCGGUGUGAUCUUGUUGUUCCAAGAUGACAAUGUGGGUGGCCUUCAAAUCCUUAAAGAUGGGAAGUGGAUUGAUGUUCAACCAAUUCCCAAUGCUAUUGUCAUCAACACAGGGGACCAAAUUGAGGUUCUAAGCAAUGGUAGAUACAAGAGUGUUUGGCACAGGGUUUUGGUUGGCACUAGUGGGAAUAGAAGAUCAAUUGCUUCUUUUUACAAUCCAUCACUCAAGGCUACCAUUGCUCCAGCACCUGAAUUAUUAUUGGUGGAGAAAUCUGCAGAUCAAGAUCACAAACACCUGGAUCAGAUUUAUCCAAAGUUUGUGUUUGGUGACUACAUGUCAGUUUAUGCUAAGCAGAAGUUCCUUCCCAAGGAACCAAGAUUCCAAGCUGUAGUGAGAGCAGUGUAAGAAAUAAUAAUAACAAGGAAAAAAUUAUAAUCUAUAUUAUUAUUUAUAUAAAUCAAUCAAUGUUUUAAA